GCUGCCAUAUUUGUUGGGUGAUCUUGAUCUGGCGCUGGAUCUCAUUAUGUUCCUUGGGAUGAAAUCGUACAUCACCGUGUGGACUUGGGUUGAAAUCGAACUGCCGUCUACAUUUUCCGAUGGAAAGCGUGAGUCUGAAAAAGCUGACCAGCUGUACUUCCGUCUUCCCAAGAAGAAGAAAGCCGGAUGUCUGGGCUAUAUAUAGACUACCAAAGUAUAGAUUUGAAGAUUUGACCAGACAGCGACAACUCUUGCCAAUGCAGAGCGGAAAG
Messenger RNA from Mollisia scopiformis, 272 nucleotides. RefSeq lists its product as uncharacterized. Lineage: Eukaryota; Fungi; Ascomycota; Leotiomycetes; Helotiales; Mollisiaceae. The record is from RefSeq and is a predicted model, not a curated record. The transcript has a single exon. Bases 47 to 205 code for a protein of 52 amino acids.